Messenger RNA from Carassius auratus (goldfish), 780 nucleotides. RefSeq names its product glutathione hydrolase 5 proenzyme-like. Gene Ontology annotation, cellular component: plasma membrane. NCBI's taxonomy places the organism in Eukaryota, Metazoa, Chordata, Actinopteri, Cypriniformes, Cyprinidae. Bases 1 to 780 code for a protein of 259 amino acids. The record is from RefSeq and is a predicted model, not a curated record. The transcript is spliced from 7 exons. Gene Ontology annotation, molecular function: leukotriene-C(4) hydrolase activity; glutathione gamma-glutamate hydrolase. Gene Ontology annotation, biological process: glutathione catabolic process; inflammatory response; leukotriene D4 biosynthetic process.
AUGAGUUUUAACCUAAAUUCUGCAUCUCUGGAGGGAGACGAAAAGGUCUUAACAUUUCAACGUUACGUAGAAACCUGUAAAUUUGCCAACGGUCUUAAGUUCAUGAAAGAUCCCAAUUUUGCUUCUCAAACGGAGGCAGUUGAGAUCAUUCAGAAGCAUUUCGUGGAUAAAGUGAGAGCAAAAAUCAGCCCUGACCGCACUUAUGAUGCCAGCUACUACAACGUCACUCCAUACCUGGACUCUCAUGGCACCACUCAUGUGUCCGUGCUCGCUGAGGAUGGUAUGGCGGUAUCUGUGACCAGCACCAUCAGUCACAUUUUGGAUUCAGAAUUUUCUCCCCCCAAAACUGGAAUCCUCCUCAACAAUGAACUCGCAGACUUCUGUGGAAAAACAGACCAGAUUCAUGCUGGUGAGCAGCCGCCUUCCUCCAUAUCUCCAGUGAUCCUUUACUCCCCAUCUCAGAAGCACAUUGUGGUCAUAGGAGCCUCAGGUGGCAGUAUGAUCACCACCGGGAUGGCUCUGACUCUCAUGAACUUCCUGUGGUUCGGCAAGACUCUGCGAGAUUCCAUCGACGCCCCUGUAGUGUUUGUGGACUCCAAAAACGUCCUCAACUUUGAGCCCUCUUUUGACAAGAUUGUUCUGGAGUCACUUCAAAAGACUGGACACAAAGUCAAAGUCCCACAGAUGUUUUAUAAUGUUGUAAAUGCAGUGUCAAAGGAAAACAACUGCAUAGAUGCGGUCUCUGACUCACGGAAACAUGGAAAAGCUACAGGGUAUUGA